AUGUUUUCGGCACCUAAUCCGAUGUAUUCAAAUAAAGAUUAUUUAAAUUGUAUAGAUUAUGCAAAAAUACAUUACGGUGGAAAACAUGUAAGGGAUGCUCCAUAUUUGAUUAUGGAACAUCCUUUCUGUAACACUGAUACCUACUUGAUCUACUUUCAUGCAAAGGACGAAGAUAUGUAAUUAAAGUCUCCCUAUUUCCAUAGAAACUAUGCUUAGUAGUUUAUAUAUGAAAUCUAACAAUCUUGUAAAUUCAACGCCAUCCUAUCUGAAUAUCCUGGAUAUGGAAUCUAUCAAAAUGUUAAUGCUCAUGAUUCUAUAGUUGAAUAAGAUGCUCUUCAAUUGUUUGAUCAUAUUCAGGACAAAUACAAACUAAAAAAUAAUCAAAUCAUUGUUUUCGGAAGAUCAAUAGGAACUGGGCCAGCCUUCUAUAUCAAUAGUUUAAGACAAUGCAGAGCUGUUAUUGCACUUAGUUCUUUUACCUCUAUUAGAGAUAUUAUCAAAGAAAAAACAUUUGAAUGGGUAGCAAAUCUAAUCCCCACGAAGUUUGAUAAUUUGUAACGAGCUCAAAGUGCUAAGUCUCCUAUGCUCUUGAUACAUGGUGCCGAGGAUGAUAUUGUUAAUAAAUAGCACACAGAAAUUCUGUUCGCCAAUCUUCCCAAUAAAGUUAAGGCACAAUCAGUAAAAAGGAUUAGACCAGACAUGACACACAACGAUUACAUUUUCGAACAUGAUAUCAUAGCUCCUAUUUAACUAUUCUUCCCUGAUCUCAGUAUAUAAUAAAGAUUUAGAUAUUGA
Molecule: messenger RNA, 795 nt
Organism: Paramecium tetraurelia
Lineage: Eukaryota; Ciliophora; Oligohymenophorea; Peniculida; Parameciidae
Exons: 3
Biological process (GO): proteolysis
Cellular component (GO): membrane
Molecular function (GO): palmitoyl-(protein) hydrolase activity; serine-type peptidase activity
Source: RefSeq, a predicted model, not a curated record